AUGUCUCAACAACCAAGCAAAACUCAAGCAAAUGCUGAAUAUGCUAGUGGCGCCGUAAAAGAUAAUGUUGGAAAAGCCAUCGGCUCCGAAAAUUAUCAAGCUCAAGGCAUGGAAAACAAAGAGAGAGGAAAUGCCGAAUAUAAUGCAGCUGAAUCCAAUAAAGAGAAAGGACCUUCCAAAACAACAGGUCAACUUCACGCCGUAAAAGGCGCAGUAAAAGAAACAUUAGGAUCAACUUUAAACAAACCCUCGCUUGAACAAUCCGGUGCUCAUGAACGUAGAACCGGAAAUCAACAAGUAGAAACCGCAAAAGCCGGAAAUGUCGCUGGAGGUACUACCGAUAAAGUAAAAGGGGCCACAAAGGAAAAAGUUGGCCAAGUUACAGGAGAUCCACAAUAUGAAGCUGAAGGAAAAGGUGACAGGAUCAAAGGUCAAGCUAAAUACGAAACCAAUAAAUAA
Molecule: messenger RNA, 459 nt
Organism: Funneliformis mosseae
Lineage: Eukaryota; Fungi; Glomeromycota; Glomeromycetes; Glomerales; Glomeraceae
Source: the annotation of a GenBank genome assembly